Panicum virgatum (switchgrass) is the source of this 468-nucleotide messenger RNA. RefSeq lists its product as uncharacterized. Bases 1 to 468 code for a protein of 155 amino acids. The record is from RefSeq and is a predicted model, not a curated record. NCBI's taxonomy places the organism in Eukaryota, Viridiplantae, Streptophyta, Magnoliopsida, Poales, Poaceae. The transcript has a single exon.
AUGCCCAAGGUCGCCUUCGACAAGCUCAACCUCAUGCAUCUGACACCAACACUAAUGCACCUCCAGCUAGCGGAUUCUUCUGUCCGCUAUCCAGAGGGGAUCACUGAAGAUGUUCCAGUCAGAGUGCGAGACUACUUCAUCCCGGUUGACUUCUUAGUGCUCGACAUGGAAAUAUCAAAGGAAACUCCGCUCAUACUUGGGCGGCCAUUCUUGAGUACUGCCGGAGCUCAUAUUGACGUGGGAGCUGGAGAAAUCCUCUUCAACAUCAAUGGGAAGGAGGAAAGAUUCCCGUUCUGGCCUAAGAAGGAACAAUGUUCAAUGAUCAAAAACAAGUCUGGGCCGAACGUACAAGAAGAAGCCGAAGAAUCUUCUCCCAAGAAAGUACCUACGACCACCCACUCCAAGAGAAGACAAUCAAAGAAGGUGUGGUGUAAGGUUGAGAGUUCGUCCUCAUCUAUUUCUCCAUGA